Messenger RNA from Bipolaris sorokiniana ND90Pr, 1250 nucleotides. RefSeq lists its product as uncharacterized. Gene Ontology annotation, molecular function: alcohol dehydrogenase (NADP+) activity; zinc ion binding. Gene Ontology annotation, biological process: alcohol metabolic process. Lineage: Eukaryota; Fungi; Ascomycota; Dothideomycetes; Pleosporales; Pleosporaceae. The record is from RefSeq and is a predicted model, not a curated record. The transcript has a single exon. The coding region runs from base 141 to 1139 and encodes 332 amino acids.
GUGUUCGCUGUUCUGGAGUCUCUCAUUAUCCAACCCAAUUUUGUGUGUUACAAGAUUUAACCUGAAGCUAUUGAAUAAUCCGUUUCUUCUUCUUCUAUUCUUUCUAGAUUCUGAACUUUGAUAUACAGACGACCACCAAGAUGCCGACAUUCACAGUCUUCAAGGGCUCCAAGGAGGGCAAGAUUAUCAAGGGCCAAACCACCAAGCCCGAUCUCCAAGAUGACCAAGUCCUCAUCAAGGUCACCGCCUCGGGCGUCUGCGGCACAGACGAGCACUACAAGCACGCCGACAUGGCGCUCGGCCAUGAGGGCGUCGGCGUAAUCGAAGACAUCGGCCCCAAAGUCAAGGUACUCAAAAAGGGUGACCGCGUCGGCUGGGGCUACGAGCACAACUCGUGUGGGCACUGCGAAAAGUGCCUCACAGGCCGCGAGACGUACUGCCCAGAGCGCGAAAUGUACGGCAUGGCGAACCUCGACCAAGGCAGCUUCGCCUCGCACGCCGUCUGGCGCGAAGCCUUCGUUUUCAAGGUCCCCGACGAGCUUACAGACGCCGAAGCCGCACCCCUCAUGUGCGGCGGCACCACCGUCUUCAACGCCCUCCACGCCUACAACGUACGCCCGACCCAACGCGUCGGCGUCAUGGGCAUCGGCGGCCUCGGCCACCUGGCCAUCCAGUACGCGUCGAAAAUGGGCUGUGACGUCGUCGUCUUCUCGGGCUCCGACUCCAAGAAAGACGAAGCAAUGCGCCUCGGCGCUAAGGAAUUCAUUGCCAUGAAGGGUGCCACUGAGCUUUCCGUCUCGCGCAAAGUCGACGUCCUACUCGUUACCACAUCUGUGACGCCCGACUGGAAACUUCUGAUCCCAGUGCUGAACACAAAUGCGACCAUUUUCCCCUUGACGGUGUCGGAUGGCGACUUUACGUUUCCCCAGAUGCCGCUGAUUGCGAAUGGCAUUACGGUUCAAGGUAGCGUGGUUGCGGCGCGCCAGGUGCAUAGGGAGAUGUUGGCGUUCUCGGCGCUGCAUGGAAUCAAGCCGAUUAAUAUGGAGUUUCCGAUGAGUGAGGAGGGGAUUGAGGAGGCGAUGAAGGUGUUGAGGGAGGGCGGCAUGCGGUACAGGGGUGUGCUUGUGCCCCGGCAGUAGGAGAGGGAUAGAGAGACAUAAUGAUACUAAGAGUUACGAAUUUCAUUUGUUUUGUAGAAUCGAAAUGGAGAUACUUGCAUGGCAUUACUGAGUGCGUAAAUUUCCAGUGGA